AGGGCAUGUGUGUCGGCCUGUCAAAACUAGGGUUCGGCCCGCUGCCCGUUCUUAUCGCGCUCAUCUUCUUCGUGCAGUCAUUUUUCGUCUACACUAUCGCAGUGCUCAAACACGACGUCGAUCCAAUCUUCCCGUACCUCUCGUCGGCCGCCGACAAACGUCCCCAAUCAUGCAUCUUUGCCAUCGGAGCCAACAUCAGCAGUGUUCUGCUUGCCCUUGUGGUCUUUGUGAGAUAUCGCCAGUUGAGGGGCAUUUUCGCAUUCUAUGAUGAGGCCAACCUGCAGGCAUGGAACUGGCGGCAAAAGUGGUUUGGAUACAUUGCCGCGCUGGGAUUGUUCUUUGUGGCAAAUGUUCAGGAAACCGCCAUCAUCCCGGUUCACAUGUCCUCCGCCGUUGCCUCAUUUGGUGGAUUCAGCAUCUACAUGAUCUUCCAGUGCUACCUUACGCACCGAGUCACACCGACAAUCACACUGAGGACUGUUUUCUAUUACCGUGUGAUCUUCACUAUCUUCUCCGUGAUUUGCUUCUGCUGCUCAUUUGGAUUCGGAAUCGCUGCUUCCAAAAUCUUCCACAAGACGUACCCGGAUCUUCCGACGCCCCGUCCCUGGUCCCGUCGUAUUUAUCAGCCCGGCUACGAGCUGCACCAGAUCUCGGCGCUCGCUGAAUGGGGAUGUGCCAUCUCACAGAUCUUCUUCAUACAGUCGUUUGGGCCGGAGUUUGAGGACAUCUCCCUCGACUAUUAUCUCAAAUCGCACUACGUUCCGCGCGGAGCACUUGAGCAGGAGGAGUAUGAAAAUGAGUACCAAGGAUAUGGCAUCUAGAAAUUAUUGCAUUCGAAUCUUUCUCUUUCUGUUACCGGUGGGCCGUUGACGCAGCUCAUUUUCACGUGUUCUACUAGUAUUUUGAAAUUUCAUGACAUUUAAUUUUGCUGUAACAUCUCAUGUUUUUUGCAUCCCCGUUUUUCUUUCACAAAGAUUCCCCAACUACCCAGUUUUUUUAGUGCCUUGUAUAUCCCAUUGAAUUGUUUGUUGCAGGUGCUAUCAAUCAAUUAACCAUUUAUUUUU
This is a messenger RNA of Caenorhabditis elegans, 1064 nucleotides long. RefSeq names its product Aa_trans domain-containing protein (gene C33A11.2). The record is from RefSeq and is marked reviewed. Gene Ontology annotation, cellular component: endomembrane system. NCBI's taxonomy places the organism in Eukaryota, Metazoa, Nematoda, Chromadorea, Rhabditida, Rhabditidae. Bases 6 to 821 code for a protein of 271 amino acids. The transcript has 5 exons.